AGCUGACCAGACUUCCAGGAAACUUAGGUUAGGUCAGUUCCCCCGGCUCACUGGGCUGCGGGCGAAAGUAGGAAAGCCAGCGGACCACGGACAGAGUUCCUUAGCUCUGCUCCAGGCCGAUGACGUCACUGUGGAGGGACGCGUGAACCAGGAACUGGAAGUCGACUCGUUUUUGCUCUCCUUAGCCACCCGUACACAACUAAGUUAUACCUUCAGAGGACAACAAACUUGCCGGACAGACAGGCUUCUGCUGGGACCUUCCGGAGGGUGGUGUGCCCGGGGUCAGUGACAGAAAAGAGACCCAGGUCAACAACCAUUUGGAAAGACAACAUGAUGCUCUCAAAUAAUCCACAAAAUGUCGUCCACAAUCCGGUGAUUCCGUAUGUCGGUACACUUUCUGAGAAGCUGGGACCUGGGAAGUUGGUUGUCAUCCAUGGUCAUGUGCCCAAUGAUGCAGACAGGUUCCAGGUGGAUUUCCAGUGUGGCAGCAGCGUGAAGCCCCGAGCCGAUGUAGCCUUCCACUUUAACCCGAGGUUCAAAAGGUCAGGCCACAUCGUGUGCAACACCCUGACGAAGGAGAAAUGGGGAUGGGAAGAGAUCACCUACGAGAUGCCUUUUGAAAAAGGAAAACCUUUUGAGAUCAUAAUUAUGGUGCUGAAGGACAAGUUCCAGGUGGCUGUGAAUGGAAAGCAUCUAUUGCUCUACAAACAUAGAAUUGAACCAGAGAAAAUAGAUACCCUGGGAAUUUAUGGCAAAGUACAGAUUGCAUCAAUUGGGUUUCGCAGUAACUUGUCUUUACAAGGAAACCAAGCAACUUCUUUGGGAACACUGAAGACGAAUUCAGGAAACACACUUCCUUAUGUUGCAAAGUUGAACUCUGCCCUGAGCCGUGGACGAACCAUUGUUGUCAGAGGAGAAGUGAAGAAAAAUCCAAAGGGAAGCUUUAGUGUUGAUUUUAUAGCAUCCAGUACAAAGGACAUAGCACUGCAUUUGAAUCCUCGGCUAAAUGCUAAAGCAUUUGUAAGAAAUUCAUUUCUCUGCGAGAGCUGGGGAGAAGAAGAAAGAAGUAUUACACAUUUUCCAUUCAGCCCAGGGAUGUAUUUUGAGAUGAUCAUUUACUGUGCUACUAACGAGUACAAAGUUGCCAUAAAUGGAGUCCAUAUCUUGGAAUACAAAUAUAGAUUUAAAGAGCUCGACAAAAUUGACACACUGAAGAUCGAUGGAGAUAUUGACUUAUUAGAUAUAAGGAGCUGGUAGUUGGAGCCACAAGAACAGAAUCAAAACAUGGUUUAUACAGUAGGGGCCUUUUAACACUGUAUAUGUAGAAUUCCUCUCUGUUGUCCAUUUUCCUUAUUUUUAAUGUCAAGUUACCUUUCAUAAUAUAAAAACUGAAAGGGGUAUUUUCAAGAAUUAUCACUAAAAAACAGCUUAGACUGGAACAGGGAGAAGAAAUCUGUGGCACAAGGGACAUCAUAGCCACUACAGGUUCCUCUUUUCCCUCUUUCUUUUUCCCUCUUACCCACCUCUUCCUCCUUUCUUUCCCUUUUCCUUGGGCAUUGUUUAACUAUACUGGUACAAUCGGGGUUAAAAAAGGAUCACUAAAUUCUGUUCUAAAAGAAUCUGAAACCCCAUCUAAGCUGAACUAUAUGUAUAGGAUCUGACUUAAAAGUGGCUAAUAAUCUGAUGCUCUCAUUUUGGCUUAUCAGGAUGCAUGGGAUGCAUACAGAAUACACUUAACAGCUAACUGCACCAAAAAAAAGAGAAAGAAAAAAGCAUGACUUGUAGCUAAUUCCUUUGUCAUAAUACCCACUUAGACUGUACAAUAGCUUUAAUCAAUUCAUCCAUUACAUAGACAAGUAUGAGUAAUGAAUCUCCUGAAGUGGCCAAUUUAUUUGAAUUCUCAUUGCAUAUAUUCAUCGGGCUACAACUGAUGACUAUAUUUUACAGAGUUAUAACUUUGAAGAGUAUGAAUUCAAAUACAUGUGACCAUGUUAGGAGAUUCAUUAUUUAGACUAAUCAGGACUUACCUAUAGUACUUUUAACUAUUAGCCACAGCAAAUGAGCCAAAGUUAAAAAAAAAAAAACCUAAUUGGUCUUGAAUCUGGAUUGCAGUUGUGUCUGCAUGGUACAGACAAAAAGAAAUGGGCUCAGGGUGGUUAUUUGUGUAUGAGCAAAUGCCAAUUUCUGAAAGAUAUACACUUCAAAGAUGUGAAUGAUCUUUCAUUCACUUUCAUUAUAAGUCCCUGUGGACCUGUGCUAAAAAUAACUUAAGAAUACACACCCAGGAACUUAGGAUGACUACAUUGUAAAACAGCAUGUCUAUGUGAAUUUUAUUUUUAAUAGUUUUCGGUGGGUUGAAAUGACGGUACCGUGUACCAUCAAGAUCAGAGUUCCUACAUCUUGAGCAUAUAUGCCAUCUUGAAUGUUGAUAGAGUAGAUGCUAUCAGAAAAUGCAGUACUGAAUUUUGAGAAAAGACAGUGUGGUCGAAAUGAUGGGCUAUGAGCCUUUCGCCACUCAAAAUCUUCCUCCAUCCUGCCAUUAGUAACUGAGAUCCAAACAUUUACUCUACCUAAUGUAAUUAAAAUGAAACCUAUAUUAGUAAGUCAAGAUGCUUUACAUUUCCAUCUUCAGUAUCAUCCUUCAAAGCUGACUAACUGGUGGAAAUUCAAUGUAAGUCAAAUUAGGUAGCAAAUUUCAAGGAGGUGCCCAAACCAUUUUAUUCUAUUGAAUAUUGCUGAAAUGGACCAUCUUCUGGGUCUUAGAAAUUUUUUCAUUAUGGUGAGCUUUUUAUAAUAAUAUAAUGUGAGAGCAGAUCUACAUUCUUAUUUUUAAAGAGAGUACUGGACAUUUUCAUUUUUCAAAUACUUAGGGCAAAAACAGCUAAGUCCAAAUGUUUGGGGUCUUUUUUUCCCCCCUCUCUCUCUUUCUCACUUCAAUCUAGCCAUAAACUAUUUCUUCAGUAUUAAUUUUUAUUUGAUGAAAUGCUCUGGUGCAGAGACACCAGCAAAAUAGCACUUACAAGGGUUUUCAGGUCUCCCUGUUGACCUUUCUGGGCAAAGUAGCAAAAGGUCAACUUUCCCCUCAACCUUUCCCCUCACUAAGUAAGGACUGAGGUAGUAUAGAAACAGUUGGCUGGUAGCAAAGACCACGUUAUAUGGAGCAACUAGAUAAUUCUCAGUUCAGAGGUUAUAAAGACUGAAUCUUUUUUCACAGUGUGCAUUAUAAAAUCCUCAAUAAUUCCUAUUGGAAAAUUGUACAUAUACAUAUACAUAUGUACACACACAUAUAUACAUAUAUUAUACGUAUCAAUUAAUGAUAUUGAAAAAUCUGUAAGCAGCAAGCUAUAGCUGGAGGUUGAAAAAUGAACCUUUCAUUUCCUUUGUUAAAAGAUUGUAGCUAAUGAUGAUCUAAUGAAAUGCAAACCAUAAGUCCUUUAAUGUUAUGGGUAAGUUAGAUUUUGUAUAAAAUUUCUAUAUUCCAUAGAACUCUUAAGGUAGCUACUUGAAAGAAAAUAUUACUGUCAUGGCUGACAUAUUUAAUUUGUAUAAAGUCUAUCACUUCUAGGUCACAUUAGAAUAUUAGAGUCCUAGAAAACCACUGAAAUUGAUUUUCUCUCUCAUACAGGCAAUUUGAUCAUCCAUGUAUGGAAAUCUCUGACAAAUCUGUAAUGCCAUCGUAGCUUCCUCAUGGACCUUAUCAUGUUUCAUAGUCAUUUUUUAAUUAUGUGCUCAAUUCACAUUCGUUCACCUCAAUAAAAUAAGACUGGGGUGCCAGAAUGUUGAAAAAAAAUUCCACAGCCAAAUGGAAAAAAUUGUUGGCCUUUCCGUUGUUUAUCUUUUAUUGUUGUUACACAUGCCACAGUUCCCUUCUACUGGCACAGAUAACUGAAAGCUGACUGUAAAAUUCUAAAAUAACAAAUAGGUAUAUCUGAUUCCAGUGUAAUGUACAAUGCUUAAAUAGAUUUUAAAAUAAAACACCUUUUUGGAGGA
Trichosurus vulpecula (common brushtail) is the source of this 3990-nucleotide messenger RNA. RefSeq names its product galectin 8 (gene LGALS8). NCBI's taxonomy places the organism in Eukaryota, Metazoa, Chordata, Mammalia, Diprotodontia, Phalangeridae. The transcript is spliced from 9 exons. Bases 331 to 1257 code for a protein of 308 amino acids. Gene Ontology annotation, molecular function: carbohydrate binding. The record is from RefSeq and is a predicted model, not a curated record.